AGCCAUCUCUACUACCCACCCGGCUCUUCAGAACCGAACAAGGAAAGACAGUAGAGAGGAAAGGGCCUUCCUCCGCGUCUUUGUUACGAUCCGUGACCCCCGUCGUGGGACAGGAGGCCUCGCGCGGACGUGUCCGUCGGGGCUGCGCUCGUAAGGAGGCCUUCGCGCUCGCCCUUCGACCUUGUCGCUCCGGUGGUGGCAGCCUGAGUCUUGCGCGCGUUUUUACACAGGAGAGACUGGGCUCCGAGUGCGACAGUCAGGCCGAGGUCAUCCCACCCAGUGGAGGUGUGGGAUUUCGGCUGAGCCCAGACGCCCGCCCUGUUCUACCGGUUCUCACGACCCAGUUCUUCCCGCGGGAUCCCAUGGCGGCGGCGGCGGCAAUGAUGGACCGGGCUAAGGGUUGUGUGACCUUCGAGGAUGUGUUCGUGUACUUCUCCUGGGAGGAGUGGGAACUCCUUGAAGAAGCUCAGAGAUUCCUGUACCGUGAUGUGAUGCUGGAGAACUUUGCACUUGUGGCCACACUGGGUUGUCAGUGUGAAGCAGACAAUGAGGAGGCACCUUCUGAGCAGAGCUUUUCUGUAGAAGGACUAUCACAUGUCAGGACUUCUGAGUCAGUUCCAUUCAUUCAGAAAACCCACCCAUUUGAGAUGUGUGACCCAUUCUUAAAAGACAUUUUGCCCCUGACUGAACGUCAGGGAUCAUACCCUGUGCAGAAACUGUAUGCAUGUGGGCCAUAUGGGAAAGGAUUUUCAUUCAGUGCAAAAUUUUACCAGCACCAGAAGCAACAUAGUGGAGAGAAUUCCUUCAGGUGGGAUGAUGGAGAGGCCUCAUUUGUGAAGAGCAGUACAGUACACAUGUUAGGGAGACCCUUUACAUGCAGGGAGGAAGAGAUAGACUUGCUGGACAGCUCCAGAAGAGUCAAGCACCAGACCACUCACAAUGGUCACAGAAGGACUGAGUGCAUAGAGUCUUUCCCGUGCAGCUCCAAUCUCGGGCAACAUCAGGGAGUCCAUGAUGAGCAGAUGCUUUUCAACUGCAGUGAUGAUGUGAAAGCCUUCCUGAACACCUAUACUCUUCUUGACAACCAUAUAACUCAUACUGAGGUAAGACCCUUUAGAUGCAUACCAUGUGGAAAUGUGUUUAAGGAGAAAUCAGCUCUUAUUAAUCACAGAAAAAUUCACAGUGGAGAAACAUCUCAUGUAUGUAAGGAGUGUGGAAAGGCCUUCAUUCAUCUGUCCCACCUAAAAAUGCACCAGAAAUUUCACACUGGAAACAGACGUUACACAUGUAGUGAAUGUGGGAAGGCCUUCAGCCGCAAAGACACACUUGUUCAGCACCAGAGAGUCCACACUGGAGAAAGGUCUUAUGACUGCAGUGAAUGUGGAAAAGCUUACAGCAGAAGCUCCCACCUUGUUCAGCACCAGAGAAUUCACACUGGAGAAAGGCCUUAUAAGUGCAGUGAAUGUGGGAAAGCCUUCAGCCGUAAAGACACACUUGUUCAGCACCAGAGAUUUCAUACUGGAGAGAGGCCUUAUGAGUGUAGUGAAUGUGGGAAAUUCUUUAGCCAAAGCUCCCACCUUAUUGAGCACUGGAGAAUUCACACUGGGGCAAGGCCUUAUGAAUGCAUUGAAUGUGGGAAAUUUUUUAGCCAUAACUCCAGCCUCAUUAAACAUCGGAGAGUCCACACAGGAGCUAGGUCUUUUGUGUGCAGCAAAUGUGGGAAAGCCUUCAGCUGCAAAGACACGCUUGUUCAGCACCAGAUAAUUCACACUGGAGCAAGGCCUUAUGAGUGCAGUGAAUGUGGGAAGGCCUUUAGCCGUAAAGACACACUUGUGCAGCAUCAGAAAAUCCACACUGGAGAAAGACCUUAUGAGUGUGGUGAAUGUGGAAAAUUCUUUAGCCAUAGCUCCAACCUUAUUGUACACCAGAGAAUUCACACUGGGGCAAAGCCUUAUGAAUGCAGUGAAUGUGGGAAAUGCUUUAGCCACAAUUCUAGCCUCAUUCUACACCAGAGAGUUCACACCGGAGCAAGGCCUUAUGUGUGCAGUGAAUGUGGGAAAGCCUACAUUAGUAGUUCCCACCUUGUUCAACACAAGAAAGUUCACACUGGAGCAAGACCUUAUAAAUGCAGUGAAUGUGGGAAAUUCUUUAGCCGCAACUCUAGCCUCAUUUUACACCGGAGGGUACACACCGGAGAAAAGCCUUAUGUGUGCAAUGAAUGUGGAAAAGCCUACAGCAGAAGCUCCCAUCUUGUUCGGCACCAGAAAGUUCACACUGGAGAAAGGCUUCAUGAAUGCAACAGUUUUGGUGACCCUUUAGCUGCAUCUCUUAAACUUGUUUAGCUGCAGAAAAUUCACACUAGAGAAAGGUCUUAUGAAUGCAAAAAAUGUGCUCUUUGUUCAACCUAAUAGGACUCACACCAGAGAAAAAACUCUGUGAGUAUCCUUUGUGAGAGAACCAUCCUCCAGCAAGUGAACAUUGUAGAUUCAUAUAUCCACCCUGGGGGACUUUCCAAUAAGCACCACAUACAUGGGACGAUUUCAUGAGGUGUGUUGCACUUUCUGAGCUGUCCAGGGCUCUUGACAGAGUUAUGUUACUGCCAGUGCCUGUGGCAGAAGCCAUCUUAUUCUUACCAGUUGUGUGUGUUAAUCACUCCUUUAUGCUCAGGAAAGGCAGACCUCUGUGCUCUCCUGUUCCCUACAGGUAAUCAUGUUGAGGGUCCUCAUUUCUUCUCUUAUGAUUAGGUUCUGAGUGGACGUGAUCUAGCUCUGGCCAAAAGGUUCUGAGCUAGGGUCUGCUGGUGAUUUCUCGACAAGGUUUUCCUUCUUCGUAGACAGUGCUGACUGUAAACACAAUUGCCAUGGCUUAUUUGUCCUACUGCCAAAUCACCCAACUUUGGAACUGCCUGUCCCAUGCUGCUCUGGUUUAUACAGUGAUAAAGGCCUAUUGUUGUAGCCUUUACUCUUUGGGGUGCUGUUUACUGUUUAGAAUGGAUUGAGAAAAGAUUUGGGUUUGGACAACAUAAUGGUGGACACCACCUUUAUUUGCCUCAGAGGGGAUCACAGUAUGGCAGGGAACAGUUUUCAGUCUAGUUUGGCCUAAUUUGCACAGUUGGCCUACGUCUGCUUGGGAAGACUGAAGAGCUUUGUGUACCUAAUUCUGUGUCCUGUAUAAUAGGAUUUCCUGUGAACCAGGUGUUCAUUCUGAGGAGGGUAUAGUUGGUGUGAAAACUUUCAGUACUUCUGGAAGCAACAUGAGUUGGGUCCCUUGAAUGUCACAUAUUCCCCAGCACUGUUGAGGUAUUACUGGUUUUUGAACCUGUACGGGACACAGUCUCUGGUAUCCAGAAUCCCAUAGGCAAGUGCCAUUGACUGUAAGACCUACAGGGCAAGGUAGAAAUCAUAAUUGGUAGAGAAACACUGAGAUAAUGGAGUGGGGAUGACAAUGGUAAACAAGAGGAGAUUUGUACAUUCUAAGGAGGCAUACUCAAAUGUCCAUACAAUUAUGACAAUGUGGAGUGAGGAUAUACAGAAAUUCUAAGGACCUCUAAACAUGUAUCUCCCAUGGCCAAGGCCACUGUCAGAGUAAAUAAAGGUUUGUGGAUUCCUAUACCUCAUUGGGCUGUUGAACUUAUGGUCAUUACUGCACAGGCAGGAACCCCAGUAUUGACAUAAGAGAGAUACAGGGAUGGUGCUUCUCUGACCCAGUCAGCAUGCCUCGUGACUGAGGUGGACACGGACUUCAUUGCUCUCCAGUUUUUGCUGACAUUGAGGCAGUUUUUGCUAAGUUGUGGGGAGAGGGAUAUGGUAGAGCCAAAAUAGUUGGCAGAUCUGACUUUCCAAGAGGAAUGGUAGAUAUGAAUUUUUAAGGGAAACAUUCAAUUCUUAACAGCUUUAUCGAGGUAUGAUUAACAUGCCAUAAACUGCAAAUAUGUAAAGUAUAAAAUUUGCUAUAUUUCAGCAUGUGUAUACACCUGUGAAACCACCACAACUGAGAUAAUGAGCAUAUAUUCAAAAGAUUCCUUCCGUCCCUUUAUAAUCCUUACUUCCCAGUCCUUCUUAACCCUCUUUCCCACAAUUCA
Messenger RNA from Cynocephalus volans (Philippine flying lemur), 4081 nucleotides. Its product is annotated as zinc finger protein 304-like. Bases 363 to 2342 code for a protein of 659 amino acids. Gene Ontology annotation, biological process: regulation of DNA-templated transcription. The record is from RefSeq and is a predicted model, not a curated record. NCBI's taxonomy places the organism in Eukaryota, Metazoa, Chordata, Mammalia, Dermoptera, Cynocephalidae. The transcript has 3 exons.